Canis lupus familiaris (dog) is the source of this 2629-nucleotide messenger RNA. RefSeq names its product purinergic receptor P2X 3 (gene P2RX3). Gene Ontology annotation, cellular component: plasma membrane; nuclear inner membrane. The record is from RefSeq and is a predicted model, not a curated record. Bases 1071 to 2264 code for a protein of 397 amino acids. Gene Ontology annotation, biological process: response to ATP; monoatomic cation transmembrane transport. The transcript is spliced from 12 exons. Lineage: Eukaryota; Metazoa; Chordata; Mammalia; Carnivora; Canidae. Gene Ontology annotation, molecular function: ATP binding; extracellularly ATP-gated monoatomic cation channel activity; purinergic nucleotide receptor activity.
CCCGGUCCAGCUCUCCUCUGCCCUAAUCACGAUGAGUCUACAUCCAGAAUGACUGGUGGCACCUGUCCUACGUGAAGACAUUAGGACAGAAUAUUUAAGUCCAAGACUUCCUGACAAUCUGACUUGGUUCCGCCAGCUUGCUAACCCGACGCUGGCCUGAGAGGCAGCGGGCAUGCACUGCUGCUCCCUGAACUCGUGACCCUAACCUCCGGGAAACGGCCACGCAGCCCUGUCCAGCAGCAUACGUUCAAUAUGGCCCGAACCCCCACCCGGUUCUAGGAUUUUAGAAAACUAGUGAACAAGACAGAAACAGCCCCAGCCUCCCAGGAGCAUGUUAUCUAACAAACGAUUCAGUUAAGGAAACUCACAGGAAAACAAAGCAAAAUAAAAGCAAACACUCCAAUGUGGUUGACGCUAUGCUGCGGGGCGAGCUCAGCCACUGCCAACCUGAGUUAGGGACAUGAACUCUACGACUCCCUCCCAGGAGAUCCAGAGAAAUAUUCAAGAGACCCUUCCCCCUGACCCACGGUAUUGGAGACGACUCAGAAAGGGAGCGGAUGGCCACUGAAUUGCGUGGCUUUGGGAAGAGUCACGAAUGAGGCAGGCACUCAGCCUGGGGAAGGCAGUUCAGUGGCUGGGGCUGGGACACUGCAGGGGGCUUUAAGGAGAGCGUGAGGCGGCUGGUGAGCAGGGAGGAAGAUGCAGCACGGAACAGAAAGGGUAGACAGAGUGCAGAUAAAACAUGACUCCCAGAGGGCCCUAGCCAGCUGCAUCCUAGGCAAUCAGGAGCGGGGAUUGGAGACCCCACCCCUGCCGUGACAUCACAGGGGAGUGGGGUGGAGACGAACAAAAAGGGGGUCCCCCGCCCUGGCCUUGGACUCUUGGCAGCCCAGGGUGUCAAGAGCAGAGAGAGCCUGGGCGCUGCGCUAGGGUCUCCUGACUUAAAGGACCAGGCUCCCCUCCAAGCGGUUCCCUCCAGGCUUUGAGCUCUGUCUCCCUGUCCCGAGGACCUGUCCCUCCUGAGGCCACCACUGGGUCCCUCCUGAGUGGCCCCCGAGCGCUCUCUCAGUAUGAACUGCGUGUCAGAUUUCUUCACCUACGAGACCACCAAGUCGGUGGUUGUGAAGAGCUGGACCAUUGGGGUCAUCAACCGGGCAGUCCAGCUUUUGAUCAUCUCCUACUUUGUGGGGUGGGUUUUCUUGCACGAGAAGGCUUACCAGGUGCGGGACACAGCCAUCGAGUCCUCGGUUGUCACCAAAGUAAAAGGCUUUGGACGCUAUGCCAACAGAGUCAUGGACGUGUCUGAUUAUGUGACCCCACCCCAGGGCACCUCUGUCUUUGUCAUCAUCACCAAGAUGAUAGUCACCGAAAACCAGAUGCAAGGAUUCUGCCCAGAGAGCGAGGAGAAGUAUCGCUGUGUGUCGGACAGCCAGUGUGGGCCUCAGCGCUUCCCGGGUGGGGGGAUCCUCACGGGCCGCUGCGUGAACUACAGCUCUACGCUCCGGACCUGUGAGAUCCAGGGCUGGUGCCCCACCGAGGUGGACACGGUGGAAAUGCCUGUCAUGAUGGAAGCCGAGAACUUCACCAUUUUCAUCAAGAACAGCAUCCGGUUCCCCCUCUUCAACUUUGAGAAGGGCAACCUCCUUCCCAACCUGACCGCAGCCGACAUGAAGACGUGCCGCUUCCACCCUGACAAGGCCCCCUUCUGCCCCAUCUUGCGGGUGGGGGACGUGGUCAAGUUUGCGGGGCAGGAUUUCGCCAAACUGGCCAGGACGGGUGGAGUCCUCGGUAUUAAGAUCGGUUGGGUGUGUGACCUGGACAGGGCCUGGGACCAGUGCAUCCCCAAAUACUCCUUCACCCGGCUGGAUGGCGUUUCGGAGAAGAGCAGCGUGUCCCCAGGCUACAACUUUAGGUUUGCCAAGUACUACAAGAUGGAGAAUGGCAGUGAGUACCGCACCCUCCUGAAGGCUUUUGGCAUCCGCUUUGAUGUGCUGGUGUACGGGAACGCUGGCAAGUUCAACAUCAUCCCCACCAUCAUCAGCUCCGUGGCAGCCUUCACCUCCGUGGGAGUGGGGACUGUCCUCUGCGACAUCAUCCUACUCAACUUCCUCAAGGGGGCUGACCAGUACAAAGCCAAGAAGUUUGAGGAGGUGGACGAGACAACACUGAAGGUCACUGCCUCGGCCAACCCCGUGUACCCCAGUGACCAGACCACCGAGGAGAAGCAAUCCACGGACUCGGGGGCCUACUCCAUCGGCCACUAAGGCCUCUUCCGGGGCCCCAUUCUCACCCUUGGGCUCCGGGCCUCCCCAUAGGGCACCCCACCUGGGCAAGGGAAGGGGCUUUCAUUUCUGCUGCUCACCCCAUGAAGCCACACUGGACCCAGGUGUCUGGGCCUCCCAGUGUCUAGCAGACAGGGGUACCUGCUAAGACCCCCAUCUCUCCCUCGCCCUUUGCCUUGCCCCUGUCUGCUUCCCGGAACCCCCAGGGCAGCAGCACAUGUACUGUCCCCCUGCUAAAGAGUAGAGAGCAUAAUAGUCAUGACAAGUGGCCGCCAGGCACUACCCCGUGCCAGGCAGUGUCACACACCUUAGCUCAUUUAACCCUUAGAAUAAUGAGGUAGAUAUUA